Messenger RNA from Chenopodium quinoa (quinoa), 1836 nucleotides. Its product is annotated as auxin transporter-like protein 3. NCBI's taxonomy places the organism in Eukaryota, Viridiplantae, Streptophyta, Magnoliopsida, Caryophyllales, Amaranthaceae. Gene Ontology annotation, cellular component: plasma membrane. The transcript has 8 exons. The record is from RefSeq and is a predicted model, not a curated record. The coding region runs from base 220 to 1629 and encodes 469 amino acids.
UUCAUUUCUAAGCUAGAAUGACUACUUAAGUCAUCAAGUCCUCCUACUCCUUCCUACCUUAGCUUACUAUAUUAUUUAUUUAUUAACAAAUAUACAAGCUAAGUGCUCAAUUUCAUUUGUGUGAUCACAUCGAUCGUUAACGUAACUAAACUUACUUAUUAACUCUAUAUAUUUUGAUACCAGUAUAUAUAUAAAGAAACUUAUACUAGCUAGGAUCGGAUGGCUUCUGAGAAGGUGGAGACGGUGGUAGCUGGGAACUAUGUCGAAAUGGAGAGAGAACAAGGCCCGGAAGAGUCUUGUUCCGUCAAGACCAAGCUUUCCAACUUUUUAUGGCAUGGUGGCUCUGUUUAUGAUGCAUGGUUUAGCUGUUCUUCCAACCAGGUUGCACAAGUACUACUAACACUACCAUACUCAUUCUCACAACUCGGGAUGUUAUCUGGAAUACUUUUCCAACUCUUCUACGGCUUCAUGGGUAGCUGGACUGCUUACCUUAUCAGUUUACUCUACGUCGAGUACAGAACCAGAAAAGAGAGAGAAAAAGUUGAUUUUAGGAACCAUGUUAUUCAGUGGUUUGAAGUGCUUGAUGGAUUACUUGGGAAACAUUGGAGAAAUAUUGGCCUAUUCUUCAAUUGCACUUUCCUUUUAUUUGGAUCUGUCAUUCAACUAAUUGCUUGUGCUAGCAAUAUAUACUACAUAAAUGAUAGCCUGGACAAGAGAACAUGGACAUAUAUAUUUGGUGCCUGCUGUGCGACGACAGUGUUCAUACCAUCAUUCCACAAUUACAGAAUAUGGUCAUUUCUAGGCCUUAUCAUGACUACCUAUACAGCCUGGUAUCUCACCAUUGCGUCUCUCCUCCAUGGCCAGGUAGACGGAGUAAAGCACUCUGGCCCCGCCAAGUUGGUUCUCUACUUCACGGGUGCUACCAACAUUCUCUACACUUUUGGUGGCCAUGCGGUCACUGUAGAAAUAAUGCAUGCGAUGUGGAAGCCACAAAAGUUCAAGUUGAUAUAUUUGUUGGCAACAUUGUAUGUGUUAACUCUGACCCUGCCAUCAGCAAGUGCAGUGUAUUGGGCAUUCGGAGACAUGCUACUUGAUCAUUCCAAUGCCUUCUCUUUACUUCCUAGGACUGGUUUUAGGGACACUGCUAUUGUCCUCAUGUUAAUACAUCAGUUCAUAACAUUCGGAUUCGCUUGCACUCCUCUAUAUUUCGUGUGGGAGAAAUUCUUAGGCGUGCAUGAAACAAAGAGCAUUAUGAAGCGGUCAUUGGUGAGGCUUCCGGUGGUGAUCCCAAUAUGGUUUUUAGCCAUUGUUUUCCCUUUCUUCGGACCCAUAAAUUCAACAGUUGGAUCACUACUGGUUAGUUUCACUGUAUAUAUAAUUCCGGCCAUGGCUCAUAUGAUUACUUUUGCACCAGCAGCCGCUCGUGAGAACGCAGUGGAGAGACCGCCAUCAUUCCUAGGAGGGUGGGCAGGAAUGUACAGCAUCAACAUAUUCGUAGUGGUGUGGGUGUUUGUGGUAGGGUUUGGGCUUGGUGGGUGGGCCAGCAUGAUGAAUUUCAUACAGCAAGUUAACACAUUUGGCCUUUUUGCCAAGUGCUAUCAAUGCCCUCCUCAUAAGCCCAAGCUUUGAACUGCUUUUUUCUUUUUCUUUUUUUAAUUUUUUUUUUCUAGGGAGCUACGCAAAACCUGUUGAUCAUUAUAUACUCCGUACGUAAUACAUAGAGCGUGUAAAGUUUGGCUUUUUUUUUCUUUUUUUUCCUUUUUGUAUUUCCGUGAGUUCAUUGAUAAGAUAUGUAAACUUGGUUUUUCAUGGAAUUUUGUACUUCAUACAUUAACA